GCUUUAAAUUUUGAGAAUCCCAAAACAUUUUUCUUCUAAAUUAAUAAUUAUUAAAAAGUAAUAAUAAUUAAAACAACUGCUACCAGCAGUAGCAAGCAACCCUCACUUCCCUUGAAAGGAGAGCAGCACAGCAGCAGUUUCUCUUGCUAGCAUUUGAAAAUCCAAGAAGAAGAAGGAAUGGAGGAGAUAGGGAAAAGUGCAGGCAGUUCCUUCUCAAAAGAACAGCAACAGAUCUACAAAGAAUGGUUCAAUUUAGCCGAUUCAGAUGGAGAUGGCCGCUUUACUGGAAAUGACGCUACGAAGUUUUUCGCCAUGUCCAAUCUUUCUCGCCAACAACUUAAACAAGUCUGGGCACUGGCGGAUUCGAAACGACAAGGGUUUUUAGGGCUUACAGAGUUUGUUACGGCAAUGCAGCUUGUUUCUCUGGCGCAAGCAGGGCAUGAACUAACUCCAGAUACUAUUAAAACCGCAUCUAAAAUGGAGGAUGUGAAGCCGCCUUUGAUGGAUGGCAUUGAUGCCUUACUAGCUAAAAAUAAGAGUUCGAGGAUUAGUGAGAAUGAUAUCAAUGGAUCCACGCAGCUAAGGCUAUCAACAGGGACUCCUCAAGUUGGUGCAAAAUCAUCAAGAAAGAUGCCGCUCAAUGCAGUUACAUCAAUUAUCGAUGGCUUAAAGCGAUUGUAUAUAGAAAAGCUAAAGCCAUUGGAAGCUACCUAUCAUUUUAAUGACUUUGUUUCCCCAUUGUUGACAAACAGUGAUUUUGAUGCUAGACCUAUGGUUAUGCUUUUGGGUCAGUAUUCUACUGGGAAAACAACAUUUAUAAAACACUUGCUUAGAUGUAACUAUCCAGGAGCUCACAUUGGACCAGAGCCGACAACUGACAGAUUUGUUGUUGUAAUGUCUGGACAUGAUGAAAGGAGCAUACCUGGGAACACUGUUGCUGUUCAAGCAGAUAUGCCAUUUAGUGGCCUGACACAUUUUGGAGGAGCAUUUUUAUCAAAGUUUGAGUGUGCACAAAUGCCUCAUCCAUUGCUAGAUGAAAUCACAAUUGUUGACACUCCUGGGGUUCUCUCUGGAGAGAAGCAACGAACACAAAGGAGUUAUGAUUUUACUGGGGUUAUAUCAUGGUUUGCAGCAAAAUGUGAUCUGAUUCUUCUUUUAUUUGAUCCUCAUAAACUUGAUAUCAGUGAUGAGUUUAAGCGAGUAAUUGCAUCUUUACGAGGCAAUGAUGACAAGAUACGAGUUGUGUUGAACAAGGCUGACCAAGUUGAUACACAACAGUUGAUGAGAGUUUAUGGGGCACUAAUGUGGUCACUUGGAAAAGUUUUGAACACCCCUGAGGUUAUGCGUGUUUAUAUUGGCUCGUUCAAUGACAAACCUAUCAAUGAAGAAACUGCUAGCCAAAUGUUCUGUGAACUUUUUGAAAAAGAACAAAAUGACCUUCUGAUGGACUUGGUUGAUAUUCCUAAGAAAGCUUGUGAUCGUCGAAUCAAUGAAUUUGUAAAGCGUGCUAGAGCUGCUAAGAUGCAUGCGUACAUAAUUAGCCAUCUCAAGAAGGAGAUGCCUGCUAUAAUGGGCAAGGCUAAGACUCAACAACGCCUUAUUGAUAAUCUUGAAGAUGAAUUUGCAAAGGUCCAGAGGGAAUUUCAUUUACCACCUGGAGAUUUUCCAAAUGUAGAACACUUCAAAGAAGUCUUGAAUGGUUACAGCAUUGACAAAUUUGAGAAACUGAAGCCUAAGAUGAUACAAGCUGUUGAUGAUAUGCUUGGCUAUGAAAUCCCAGAGCUGUUGAAAAGUUUUAGGAAUCCUUAUGCAUAAAGUCCUAUCCUCCAGGACAUAUCUAGAAUCGAAAUAGAGCGGUGAGAUGAAGUUUGUUUGUUGCAAAAGUGCUAUGCUUAUGAUUCUUGAGUAAAUAUAUUUUAUGACAUUCUUGUUAAUAUACAUUUGGAGCUUUCUGUAUUUAGGGAUCUGCUUGGAUUUUAAGCAUGAUUGUCAGUUUUUGAAAGUGAUGAUGCCUUGACGAAAA
This is a messenger RNA of Populus trichocarpa (black cottonwood), 2023 nucleotides long. RefSeq names its product EH domain-containing protein 1. Gene Ontology annotation, cellular component: intracellular membrane-bounded organelle; cytoplasm; plasma membrane. Gene Ontology annotation, molecular function: calcium ion binding; protein binding; GTP binding. The coding region runs from base 178 to 1815 and encodes 545 amino acids. The record is from RefSeq and is a predicted model, not a curated record. Lineage: Eukaryota; Viridiplantae; Streptophyta; Magnoliopsida; Malpighiales; Salicaceae. Gene Ontology annotation, biological process: endocytosis; endosomal transport. The transcript is spliced from 16 exons.